Fopius arisanus is the source of this 1105-nucleotide messenger RNA. RefSeq names its product inositol monophosphatase 1-like. Gene Ontology annotation, molecular function: inositol monophosphate 1-phosphatase activity. The coding region runs from base 90 to 905 and encodes 271 amino acids. Lineage: Eukaryota; Metazoa; Arthropoda; Insecta; Hymenoptera; Braconidae. The transcript is spliced from 5 exons. The record is from RefSeq and is a predicted model, not a curated record. Gene Ontology annotation, biological process: signal transduction; phosphatidylinositol phosphate biosynthetic process; inositol metabolic process.
GUCGUCACCGAGACAGACGACGAGUCAAAUCCUCCCACAACAACGGGAAUUAUCAACGCCAUUACCUCUUCACCGAUAAAUCAUUAGAGAUGAGUCUCGACGAGUACUACGAUGUUGCUCUUGACCUCGUGAAGCAAGCCGGAGCUAUUAUUCGAGAGAAAAUUGACAGGCCAAAAGAUAUAGCAAUGAAGUCUUGCGAUGUUGAUCUCGUUACCGAAUCAGAUAAACAAGUUGAGAAGCUAUUCAUAGGAGGGAUUUCCUCUCGAUACCCUGAUCACAGAUUCAUUGGCGAAGAGACAACAGCUUCUGGCUUGAAGGCACAAUUAACAGAUGCUCCAACGUGGAUAAUCGAUCCUAUUGAUGGUACAAUGAAUUUCGUCCAUGGGCUUCCACAUACUUGCAUAUCAGUCGCUUUACUUGUUGACAAAGUUACGGAAAUGGGGUUUGUCUAUAAUCCAAUUAUCGAGCAGUUGUUCAUUGCCAGAAGAGGACAGGGAGCGUCUUUGAAUGGAAAGCCGAUUAAAGUGUCCGGAGAAAAAGAAUUGAAAAAAGCCCUUCUAAUGACAGAAAUGGGAACUAGCAGAAAUCCAGAGAAAAUUAAGACAGUUAUGGACAAUCUGCAAAUUCUGGUGCCAAAAGUUCACGGGGUGAGAACUCUCGGAUCAGCAGCUCUGAACAUGUGCAUGGUGGCAAUGGGAGGAGCUGACGUGAAUUUCGAAUUUGGUGUUCACGUGUGGGACUUUGCAGCUGGGGACAUAAUUGUCCGGGAGGCUGGAGGGGUGGUAAUUGAUCCAGCAGGUGGAUCCCUCGAUCUCAUGAGCGGCAGAGUCCUUUGCGCCUCUUCCAUGGAGCUCGCUAAUGAAAUAGUAAAGCAACUCGUGCAGUAUUACCCCGAAAGAGAUUAAAAGAUAACAAUUUCGUUAGCUACUGUGCCAUUUUUCCAAUUGUUGUGAGAUUGAAGGAUUUUCAUCCCUCGAAAUACUUAAAAUCUUAAAAGAGACUUAUUUUCAUCCGAUGUACUUAUCCAACUGAAACUAUAUUACUAUAAAAUUAUAUUCUGUGUUCAAUAAACAUUGGUAGCAAUGAAAAUUUGCUCAGCAAGUGA